UCGUAUUUUCCCCAUCAGCGGCUGGCUGCUGGGUUCAUUCAGCAUGUGUCCGCGAUGCUUCAUUCAGGCCGAUGUCGUAAUGCUCCCGGAUUUAUGAAUGCUUCCGAGUUAAAACGCGUGUGAUCGCUUUAACUUUAACGCCUAUGGGUGUGUCCCGUCAUGGUGAUCGCCGACGACGGAAGCGGCGGAGUUAAAGCACGCGAGGGGGGAGCGGCGGGGCUCCGAUCCGGCGCCCCGGUCCCUUCUGCCUCUCACCGACCCGCCGUGACGUCAGGUCCGUAGCUCUCCUCACGGCGGCGGUGCUGAACAAGAUGGCUGUGCGUCCGGGAGCGGAGAGCUGAGGCGACCGGCGCUACACCCAGAAACGCUCUCUGCGCCACGGAUAAGCUGGGGGCGCGCCCUGCGGUGCCGCUUAUAACGCGUUUAUACCGUGCGGCACUGCACUGUGAUGUGCGUGUAGGGACGGCGGCUGCAUUUCCACGCGUGUCCGACAAAUCGCUGCGAAAAGCUACACGGGGAGCCGGGAGGAGACAGCUGGGAGCGCUCAUUGCCAGAAUAAGAGAUGUCACUGCUGUGUGUCGGAGUGAAGAAGGCCAAACUCGAUGGACCCCAAGAGAAAUUCAACACCUACGUGUCCCUGAAGGUGCAGAAUGUUAAGAGUACCACCAUUACCGUCCGGGGCAGCCAGCCCAGCUGGGAACAAGACUUCAUGUUUGAGAUUAACAGACUGGACCUGGGCCUGACGGUGGAGGUGUGGAACAAAGGGCUGAUCUGGGACACCAUGGUGGGCACAGUGUGGAUCCCUCUGCGGAACAUCCGCCAGUCCAAUGAGGAAGGCCCAGGACAGUGGGUGACGCUGGACUCGCAGGCCAUCAUGGCGGAAAACGAAAUCUGUGGCACCAAAGACCCCACCUUCCACCGCGUCCUCCUGGACACGCGCUUCGAGCUGCCGCUGGAUAUCCCAGAGGAGGAGGCGCGCUAUUGGGCCAAAAAACUGGAGCAACUCAACGCCAUGAGAGACCAGGACUACACUUACCAGGAAGAGCAGGAUAGACCUUUGCCAGUUCCAGCCACACAGUGUUGUAAUUGGAGUCUUUGGGGAGACCAGCAAAACGAGGACCCUGACAGCGCGGUGGACGACCGGGACAGCGACUACCGCAGCGAGACCAGCAACAGCAUACCCCCUCCGUAUUACACCACCUCCCAGCCCAACGCCUCCAUGCACCAAUAUCCCAUGAGGCAGCAGCAGCACGGCUUGCGAGGCCCGUACGGCGACUCCAUGAAUAGCUGCGACCUCGACUACGACCACCAGAGGGCGAUGAGCCCCACCGGCAGCAGCCGCUACGCCUCCUCCGGGGAGCUGAGUCGUGGCAGCUCCCAGCUUAGCGAGGAGUUUGGCCCUGAGGACGGGGAGAGCCUAAGGGGCUCCGAGAUUUACGACGAGAACGACUCCUACCACUCCUGCCACUCCUCCGUUAGCUAUGGCAAGGAGUCACCCGACUGGGACCCGGAAGAGCCGCAGGGUGGGUACAGCGACGAGGGCGGCUACAUCAAGGACGGAGGAGAGGAGGGUGCUCUCUAUGACGAGGAGGACGGCGAACUGUACGGGACCGAGGAGCGCACCUAUGAGGAGGAAGAGGAGGCCGAGCGCACCUAUGAGGAGGAAGAGGAGGACAUGAUGUACGGGGAGGAUGAGGACCUCUAUCCCCUCGAUGGCACACCGAGUGAAGAUCAGGAGCCGCCGUACACACCGAGCCAAACCAGCAUGGGCGGCACUCCGGGCCUGGAGACCCCCUCUGUGAGACCCCCCCUGGAAAAACAGACCUCCAUGCAUGGGCAGCAGCCUCCCCAGGCCCAGCUUCACACCCAGCCCCCCAUCAGCCAGCCACAGGUCGCAGCCUUCCCCCCCCCUCAGGCCACUAUUUCCAAGCCCCCACCAAUGGCAAGUCAACCCACCCCCAUGAGCCAAACCACCGCACCCCCUGUUCAGGCCCCCGAGGCUGUCCUCAGGAAAGCCGCCUCCAUAGAGGAACCUCCCCCUUCUGAAGAAGUUCUAGAAGACGAGGAGACCUUGGUUGCUACACCAAUAGAGGAAGCAGAGGCACCGCCAGACAGCUACCCUGUGGUUGAGGAGCCCCUGGACCCAGCGGUCCGCGCCAAGGCCAACUGGUUGAGGCUCUUCAACAAGGUGCGCCUGCAGCUGCAGGAGGCCCGCGGUGAGACCGCCGGGUCCCAGUCGCCGUGGUUUCCAGGAGGCCCAGGUGGGGCGCUCUACAGCAUUGACAGCAUGCCGGAUCUCCGAAAGAGGAAAGCCAUUCCCCUGGUCAGAGACUUGGCCAUGUCUCUGGUCCAGAACUCUCGGAAGGCGGGCAUCACCUCCGCACUGGCGUCCAGCACGCUGAACAACGAAGAGCUGGUCAGCCACGUGUACCGCAAGACGCUUCAGGCGCUGAUCUACCCCAUCUCCUGCACCACGCCGCACAACUUCGAGGUGUGGACGGCCACCACGCCUACCUACUGCUACGAGUGCGAGGGGCUCCUGUGGGGCAUCGCGCGGCAGGGCAUGCGCUGCACCGAGUGUGGCGUCAAGUGCCACGAGAAGUGCCAGGACUUGCUCAACGCUGAUUGCCUGCAAAGGGCAGCGGAGAAGAGCUCCAAGCACGGGGCAGAGGACCGGACCCAGAAUAUCAUCAUGGUGCUGAAAGACCGCAUGAAGAUCCGAGAGCGGAACAAGCCGGAGAUCUUCGAGAUGAUCCAGGAGGUCUUCACCGUGGUCAAGGCCACCCACGUCACGCAGAUGAAGCAGAUCAAGCAGAGCGUGUUGGACGGUACCUCCAAGUGGUCGGCUAAGAUCAGCAUCACAGUUCUGUGUGCCCAGGGUCUCCAGGCGAAGGACAAAACAGGCUCUAGUGACCCCUAUGUCACCGUCCAAGUCGGGAAGACCAAAAAGAGAACCAAGACUAUCUAUGGCAAUCUGAAUCCCGUGUGGGACGAGAACUUCCAUUUCGAAUGCCACAACUCAUCAGACCGCAUCAAAGUGCGGGUUUGGGAUGAGGAUGACGACAUCAAGUCCCGGGUCAAGCAGAAGUUCAAGAGAGAGUCCGAUGACUUCCUGGGGCAGACCAUCAUUGAGGUGCGCACUCUCAGCGGGGAGAUGGACGUGUGGUACAACUUGGACAAACGCACAGACAAGUCUGCAGUAUCUGGGGCCAUUCGGAUGCACAUCAGUGUCGAGAUCAAGGGGGAGGAGACAGUGGCUCCGUACCACGUCCAGUACACCUGUCUCCAUGAGCACCUGUUCCACUACGUGACCGACGUUCAGAACAACGGCGUGGUGAAGAUCCCGGAUGCCAAGGGUGACGACGCCUGGAAGGUAUACUAUGAGGAAACGCCGCAGGAGAUCGUCGAUGAGUUCGCAAUGCGCUACGGCGUGGAGUCCAUCUACCAGGCCAUGACCCACUUCGCCUGCCUGUCAUCAAAGUACAUGUGUCCCGGCGUGCCGGCGGUGAUGAGCACCCUGCUGGCCAACAUCAACGCCUACUAUGCUCACACCACCCAGGCCACCAACAACGUCUCCGCCUCCGACCGCUUCGCCGCCUCCAACUUCGGGAAAGAGCGCUUUGUCAAGCUACUGGACCAGCUGCACAACUCUCUGCGCAUCGACCUCUCCAUGUACCGGAACAACUUCCCCGCCAGCAGUACUGAGAGACUGCAGGAUCUGAAAUCCACAGUGGACCUGCUUACUAGUAUCACUUUCUUCAGAAUGAAGGUCCAGGAGCUGCAGAGUCCACCUCGAGCCAGCCAGGUAGUGAAGGACUGCGUGAAGGCCUGCCUGAACUCCACCUACGAGUACAUCUUCAACAACUGCCAUGAGCUCUACAGCCGCGAGUAUCAGACUGACCCGAACAAAAAGGGGGAAGUUCCUCCAGAAGAACAAGGUCCCAGCAUCAAGAACCUGGACUUCUGGUCCAAACUCAUCACCCUUAUUGUGUCCAUUAUAGAGGAGGACAAAAACUCCUAUACCCCUUGUCUCAACCAGUUCCCUCAGGAACUGAACGUAGGGAAGAUCAGCGCAGAGGUGAUGUGGAACCUGUUUGCUCAGGACAUGAAGUAUGCUAUGGAGGAGCAUGACAAGAACCGCUUGUGUAAGAGUGCCGACUACAUGAACCUACACUUCAAGGUGAAGUGGCUGUACAAUGAAUAUUGCAAAGACCUGCCUUUCUUCAAGAGCCGCGUCCCAGAAUACCCAGCGUGGUUCGAGCCAUUUGUGAUUCAGUGGCUGGAUGAGAACGAGGAAGUCUCAAGGGACUUCUUGCACGGUGCCUUGGAGCGAGACAAAAAGGAUGGCUUCCAGCAGACCUCUGAGCACGCCCUCUUCUCCUGCUCUGUGGUGGAUGUCUUCUCUCAACUCAACCAGAGCUUCGAGAUCAUCAAGAAGUUAGAGUGCCCUGAUCCUCAGAUCGUGGGUCAUUACAUGAAGAGGUUUGCAAAGACUAUCAGCAACGUUCUCCUGUCCUACGCCGACAUUAUUGCUAAGGACUUUGCCAAUUACUGUUCCAAAGAGAAAGUGCCCUGCAUCCUCAUCAACAACAUUCAGCAGUUACGAGUCCAGCUUGAGAAGAUGUUCGAGGCCAUGGGGGGGAAAGACCUUAACGUGGAGGCCAGCGAUAUCCUGAAGGAGCUACAGGUAAAGCUCAACAACGUUCUGGAUGACCUCAGCAGGGUUUUUGCCACCAGUUUCCAGCCGCACAUAGAGGAGUGUGUGAAGCAGAUGGGUGACAUCCUGAGCCAGGUGAAGGGCACAGGCAAUGUGCCAGCCAGCGCCUGUAGCAGUGUCGCCCAGGACGCCGACAACGUGCUGCAGCCUAUCAUGGACUUCCUGGACAGCAACCUGACGCUGUUUGCUAAGAUCUGUGAGAAGACCGUGCUGAAGCGAGUACUGAAGGAGCUGUGGAAGCUGGUGAUGAACACCAUGGAGAAAACCAUCGUGCUGCCGCCUCUGACCGACCAAACGGGAACCCAGCUCAUCUUCAACGCUGCUAAGGAGUUGGGGCAACUCUCCAAGCUAAAGGAGCACAUGGUGCGUGAGGAGGCCAAAGCACUGUCCCCCAAGCAGUGUGCCGUGGUGGAACUGGCCCUGGAUACUAUCAAGCAAUACUUCCAUGCAGGCGGAGUGGGACUGAAGAAGACCUUCCUGGAGAAGAGCCCAGACCUGCAGUCCUUGCACUACGCCCUCUCCCUCUAUACUCAGGCCACAGACAAGCUCAUCAAGACCUUCGUCCAAUCACAGAAUGCACAGAUUCACGGAGGGAAAGGGGUCAGAUACACCCUUUCCGAGGAUACGUACCCGGAGAAGGGUUCAGGUGUGGAUGACGCAGUGGGAGAAGUAUCCAUCCACGUGGAGAUCUUCACUCACCCCAACACAGGAGAACACAAGGUCACAGUGAAAGUGGUGGCAGCGAAUGAUUUGAGGUGGCAGACUUCUGGAAUAUUCCGGCCCUUCGUGGAGGUCUAUAUCAUCGGGCCGCAUCUCAGCGACAAGAAGAGAAAGUUUGCCACCAAAUCCAAAAACAACAGCUGGGCUCCGAAAUACAGCGAAACCUUCCAAUUCACCCUAAGCAGCGAGGUAGGGCCAGAGUGCUACGAACUGCAGGUGUGCGUGAAGGACUACUGUUUCGCCCGGGAAGACCGCACAGUUGGCAUGGCGGUGAUGCAGCUGAAGGACAUUGUGGCACGGGGAAGCGCCGCCUGCUGGCUGCCCCUGGGAAAGCGGGUCCAUAUGGACGAGACGGGCCUGACCGUCUUGCGUAUCCUGUCACAACGCAACAACGACGACGUGGCCAAGGAGUUCGUCAAGCUCAAGUCCGACCAGCGCUCUGCCGAAGAGGGCAGGGGGAGCUAGGGACUGAGGUGAAGGCGCCCCCUAACUGUGAAUAUGAGCUCUGCAGCCAACAGCAUACUGCCCUCUCUCUUUCCACUCACUUUCCUGUUCCACCUUCCAUAAACGGUAUCCUAGUGCAAGUGUCUCUUUCAUAAAGAAACAUGCAUUUGAUCCAGACCCUACUCUGCUUCGUCGGUUGGUGGCGCCGAAAUUCUACCAGUCGCACUUUUCGAUUGAGCCAGACGUUCACCUUGAGGUUCCAGUAUUUGAUGUUGUCAGUCGCCAACUGAGAAAAACGUCAGACUUGCAGAGUAAAAUUAUAUUUAAUUGUGUAUAAAAUAUGUUAUAUUUUUAGCUGAUGAAGAAAAAUCGACAAUAUCAAGACGGUAGUGUGUAUGAAGCUGAGAAAAGAGCAGCAUGCCUCCCACGAUGUCCUGUCCUUCUCACGCUCUGAUCUCUCUGGUCUCCUCCCUCCUUCAAAUUCUCCUCUAUCUGCAUUGUCUGAGCAGAUGAAUCCGCACAGGAGGCUCGUGCACGUCCCCGAUAUUAACGUAUCAACAUGCUGGGACAGGAAGUCAGGAUCGGUGUCCCUUCCUUGCUCCUCAAACCCUCUCAAGCCCAUCAGCCACACAAUCGCCACUCUGGGCAAAAAAAAAAAAACAAAAAAAAAAAAUAAAAAAUAAACAAGAUAUUUGGGGCCACAUCAAGGCGAGCUCUACAGACCUUAUAUUCCUUGGUGUUGCAUAUGGAAUAUUCAUGAAGUGUCAAAGGGUUAAGGCAAUUCCAAUUAUCAUCAUUUAAGUGAUAUUUCACAUGAGAAAAAAGAAGAUUGCUCCUGAGCUUUAUGUGUAGAUGUCAUGCAUUAGUGAGAGUAACUACCUCCAUGUGUCUCUACACGUGUCCAGGAGCCCCGUGACAUGCUGCCCCAUCUUGUCAGCCACCCUUCUCUGUGUAUAUAUGUAGCUCUCCGCAUGAUGAAAGCGCUUUUCCUCCAGCAUGAAAUAGACGUGUCCUUGUUGAUCGUGGUCGGUGGAUGCCAGUAGACCAAUGUAUCGCCAACAGUGGCCGAGGCCAAGUAAGAGAAGACAGCAGUGUCAGGUGAGAGCCGUAUCUGUCUAGACAGUCAGCUUGAGAACCUUGCCAAUGGUCUACUACACGGGGACAGUGGCAAAUCGAUUGCCAAAUAUUUGCCCGCUGGUUAGCCAGUUACAAUCCACUGUAGAGACCUGAAACUGGGCGGCACAUCGUAGCAAAGAUGCAGUGGGCGUGAAGAUGUUGAAGAUGUUCACCAUUCUGUUUCCAGAAGAACGCGCAUUCUCCAUUUUCCUGACCCGGUGUAUCACCAACGUGGAUGGAUUGCCACGGCAACAAUACCAGGUUGUGUCUGGCAACAUUACGGUCCUGCUAACCUAUCCUCCUCCCCCCUACCUCUACCCCCUCCGGGAAAGCACAACGACAGUCCCCCGGCAUCUGUCUGACUUACGCACGCAGACCGGGCUGCCGGGACAGACGCAAAGGGCUACCCGACCACUUCCCCUCCGAAAUCCGCACUGCUUGGCAGCCGAGGCGAGAUCCCUAACAUACAUGGGCUGUGGUGGCAUCAGUGUUGCAGAAGACACCAGCCUUUUCCUCGCUACCAUUAGAAGAAACUGUCCCAAGCCAAGGUGAGGGUGUAAUGAAGACAUGCGUCUUCCUUAGGAUUUAGGAUCAGAUAACAUUUCAGAAUCCCCACAUUUGGAGAGGAUGGCAUCUUCAAGUGAACCUGUUGAGGUAGUCAGUAUGUUAUCCUGAGUAUAGAUGUGGUCAACUAAACACACCCUUGACUCAACUGAUUCUCUUUGGGUUGAGUAUUACGUCCAGUGUAGUCUAUACACCCGGCCGAACCUAUCGGGAAAGUCUGACACAUUUUGCAGGACUCCCAUUGGCCGAGUAGUAGCCAGAAGUGCCAUUUGUGCCCUGUCCUAUGAGUAGCUGUCAUUCUGACGCAUAACAGUCCAUAGGAACUACACAAAUUGAUCUAUCCCCAAAAAGCACUUCGUAUCGACGUCUUACGGUGUCUGCCGCGGUUAAUUUCGGUGUACCUCUAUGCAUUCAGUAAAACAACGAAAUAGACCCAUCCAUUCUGAUUAGUCUUGAAAUGUUUACAGUACAAAUUAUUAAUGUUAGCACAAGUGCUUGAUACGCAUGUCAUGGCAGUGUAAGAUAUAGCUAACAGGCCUGGUAAGAUGGAAAACAACAAAUGGAGGCUUCAUCUCAACAUGAAGAAAAGGAGCAUAUUAAACAUUAAUUGCAACAGCUGUUUACUGCUACUAAACAGGACUUAAAUGUGACAGUGUAGGUUGUGUUUAGUAGUACUAAAUCUUAGGCAAUAGCUAAAUGGAUCUUCUCAGAGGGAAACAGUGAUGCAUUCCUCUUCUUCAUACGACACAAAGAGUUAUGCAAAUUCACUGUAUGGCAGGGAUUUGGCCAUUAGAGCCACAUAAUCAGCUGGUUUUGGUUGUAGCUUGUGUGUAAAUGCCAUUAUUUUCAUUAAAAGUCAGCUUGCAUUUGGUGCCACAUGAGUUGGGCAGUAAAUAUUGUUAAAUAUUGAGUUGAACAACAUCCCUUCAGUGUUGACGUUAUUUGUACGGGCGGUACUGCAUUAGAAAAAUCUCAAAAUUAACCUUGUGUAGGAAAAAGCUUUGGAAGCUGUGGCACAAUGUUGAUGCCAUUGACGAUUUCGAUCGAUGCCCAAAACCCAAGGCCUGCAAUCAGUCAGCGUGGGUGCUGGAAUUAACACGGGCACCCAGGAACCUGCAUGCAAGAGUGCAUAAACACACCGAAGCACAAAACAUCUGAGAGAAACUAACACACAAGCAUGCAGACAGGAAAAGUGACGCCCACCUGUAAAUAAGGAGUGCAUGAAGGGAAACGUCUUCCUUGUGCUGCACGUGUCUUUUUGAUGUAACUCGCUGACUAUUGUCUUUUUUCAUUUUUUUAAAUUUUAUUUUCAACCUGAGUAAUUUAAUUUUCAGUUUUUCUAUUUUUCGAAGGCUUGUGAAUAUAUAAAUAUGUAUUACUGAUGUGUAGUGGUGCAAAUACACGCAUGAGAGAAUUUUUUUAUACAGAGAUGUUUAUAAUUUUUUUUAUUAUUAUGAUUGUUCUUAUUGGGGAUAGAGGUGGGGGACUGCAGCAUCGCUGUUUCUGCUUCCAAUAAAAACUUCCGGAAAGAAUGCA
This is a messenger RNA of Paramormyrops kingsleyae, 9097 nucleotides long. The record is from RefSeq and is a predicted model, not a curated record. Lineage: Eukaryota; Metazoa; Chordata; Actinopteri; Osteoglossiformes; Mormyridae.